UCCCUCCCCAAACCCCAGCAACAUCCCACCGUCUGCGCGCACGGACUUUCCUCUCCAUCUCCUCACUCCCCUCAAACUGGACGCACCACCUCACUCUCCGGGAAUGGGAUCUUUACUGGGUUCAAAGAAAAACUUCCAGUUCUUUCGAGUUUACGCUCUGCAGAAGUUACUUUUCAAACUGCAGGGAUAGUUGUUACUGCAGGGUGUCCGCAGCAAAGAAGAGCCGCUGGCCAAUGAUCUCCAAGACGCACCGGGCGUUCUCUGACUGUCAGGGAGAGUUUCAGAUGCUGGGAAUCAGUGCAGCAGAACAAAGGGGUCUCCAGUCCGUUUGAUUACGCAGAAAUCAUCGCAGUUUCAUUCCUAAGUUAAUGCGAGGAGUGCGUAAAAUACUUGUGCGUAAAGUUGGAGCUGUUGCGCACGUUCCAGUGUUAGGUCUAUUUGUGCAGUGCGUAUAAAAGGCAGAUACGUUGCUAAAUAUCAAAUCUGUGCGAAGUGUUAACAACUUGGCAGUCAUGGCAAAAUGGUUCAGAGAUUUCCCCAUCAACCUGAAGAACGGAAGCGAAAGGGUCCGCUCAGCCUCUGAAUCAGGUUCUCAACCUCGGACCAAACCUUCGUUUUCUCGAGACAGUUUGAAAGUUAAUCAAAGAAAGGAUGGAGGAGUUGGGGGGUUGCUGGCGGGGAGAAACCGGAAGAAUUCGGCUACGGAAUUGGGUCGUAACAACGCUGGGUCUGGUGGGACCGUCUGGGAGACUCUCACUUAUGGUAAAGGUCGUAAGAACUCCAAGAUCGAGGCCACGGGGACACCAGACGAGAACCGCCAGGUCAGGACCUCGAGUCUGGCGCAAGCGUACAUCAGCAGGAUGAUUAAAGUGGACAAACAAUACAAGACCCCCAAACUCAACGGGAUCAGUGAAAAGAAGCAGCCGGACAACGAGACGAGGUCUGACAUCAAGACAACGCUGAUCAUCCUGGAGGACUACGCCGAUCCUUUCGAUGCAGAGAAAACCAGGGAGCAGAGGGAGGCUGAGAGAGCCGGAGUGAAUGAUGGGUACAUGGAGCCCUACGACGCCCAGGUCAUCAUUACAGAGGUCCGCAGACGUGGCUCCAAAGACCUCUUGAAAGUGUGUGUCCUGCUGGACCGCGGCCACAGAGAGAGGAAGGGAGAAGAGGGGAAGCCAUCGCCUCCAAACAUCUACGACACGCCGUAUGAGGGCGGACUGGAGGGCGAGAGCGAGGGGGUGUGGAUCCCUGUCACACGACCGGAGUCUGACGUCCGUCCCGCCGGGGAGUACGAACUGCCCUGGGAGUGGAGAAAGGAGGACAUUGUCAGAGCUCUGUCAGCUCAAUUUGAGGCAGUGGAGUGUUCUCCCACUAAAGAGAACAGUUCUGCCUCCAGCCGCCAGCAGCAGCAGCAGCAGCAGCAACAGCAGAUGCAGCAACAGCAGAUGCAGCAACAGCACACCCUGAGACAGAAGAACUGGAACCAUAAAACCCUCAUCUCCUCUCCUCCGUCCUCCUCCUCUUCUCCCACCUUCCCCUCCUCCCCUAUCCUGAAACUUUCCCCUUUCACGCCCCCGUCUCCCUCCUUCCCCACUCUCAAGCUCUCACCCUCAUCCAGCCCCAACAAACUUUCACCUCCAUCCCCUACCUCCCUCAGUGCCCCACUGGAUGGGGAUGAAGCUAAAUUGGACCCCGGCCUGCCUCUGGAGAAGCAGAGCUGGUACCAUGGCAGUGUGAGUCGGCAGCAGGCUGAGGCUCAGCUGCAGCGCUGCAGGGAAGCCAGCUUCCUGGUGAGGGACAGCGAAUCAGGAACCAGCAAGUACUCCAUCGCUCUGAAGACCAGUCAGAGUUGUGUGCACAUCAUUGUGGCGCAGACAAAGAGCAGCAAGGGCCUGGGCUACACACUGAAUCAGAGUAGCUGCAUCUUCUCAAGCAUCCCUGAGUUGGUCCACCACUACUGCACACACAGACUGCCUUUCACUGGAGCCGAGCACAUGACCCUGCAGCAUCCUGUGCCCAGGCCGCACUGAACAUGCAUAAGAGGACAAGCACACACACUGGAACACAUGCAUAACAUGCACAGACACAAGCACAAGCACGUAUGACACAUUGAUGCAGAACCUCUCCCAUAAUACAUGUGUACACAUACAUGCAUACAUGCAAAUAUGUGCUGCUUUGGAUUAAUACGUUUUGUUUAAGGUCUCCCAAGUGCUACCUAGUGGUCAAAAUCGGAUACUACAAUAAAUACUUAUCACAUUAUUAUUGCUGACUGUUUCCAAUCUGAAAUCAUAAUCACACACACACACAAACACACACACACACACACACACACACACACACACACACACACACACACACACACACACACACACACACACAAACACAAACACACACACACCACCCUGUACUUAAAGUCACAGAAAAAAACAUAUAGAAAAAAACAUAUAUUUGUCCUGAGUCUGCAACCUUUUUUUGUCCAUUACUUAGACAGAUCGACUCUCUACCCUGUAAACGCAUUCAUUUGAGUAAUACCUGCAACGAUGCACAAGAGGCACGGCUCUUACUAUAGCCAAUAUAAUAGUAUGAGUAAAUGGAGACGAGGGCGUAUUACUUCCUCUCCAGAUGCCUCUACACCGAGGUGCUGACAUCAUCAAUUAGCACCAUUCCAUCCUGUUAGGUCUUGGUCUGUGGGAUCGAUAGCCCUGAUUGGAGUAUAUUCAUUCAUCCAUCUGACACGUCAAUCAGCUCAUUGAUCUCUCCUGAAAAUCAGGCUGAUUUUCCAACCGCUCUGUCUGUCAAGAGAAAGAGCUGCAUCGAUUAGAUGAUUAGAACCAGUGUAGAGGGAGGGGGGAUGUAACAUUACUGUAUCCAGCAGGCAAAAUUGUUUUAAUGUGUGUCAGUGUGCAGAUAAGUGCAUGGACAUUUGGCCCAUUUACUGGCCUUCAGUGUAAUCUGAAUAUGAAGACUUUGUUAUUAAAAAGAUGUCUUAUUGUGAAUGCACCCCCAAAAAAUGUACCUGUUGUAUGCAUAAAUGAUGUAUGUAUGAUUGUUGGGUCGACCACACAAUGAUGUGGGCCGUGUAUUGUUGUUGUGAAACAUUUAUUCAGUAAAUAAAACCAAAUUCAUAUUAA
This is a messenger RNA of Pleuronectes platessa (European plaice), 3131 nucleotides long. It is a transcript of the gene she, whose product is annotated as Src homology 2 domain containing E. The transcript has 6 exons. Lineage: Eukaryota; Metazoa; Chordata; Actinopteri; Pleuronectiformes; Pleuronectidae. Gene Ontology annotation, molecular function: phosphotyrosine residue binding. The record is from RefSeq and is a predicted model, not a curated record. Bases 513 to 2030 code for a protein of 505 amino acids.